Messenger RNA from Chlorocebus sabaeus (green monkey), 3844 nucleotides. NCBI's taxonomy places the organism in Eukaryota, Metazoa, Chordata, Mammalia, Primates, Cercopithecidae. The record is from RefSeq and is a predicted model, not a curated record.
CUAAAUGUUUUACAAUGCUUAGAACAGUCUCACACAGCAAAGAAUUGUCCUGCCUAAAAUGCCAGUGCCCUUUGACAAAUGCUGUUGAGUGUGAGAUGGGGGCUAGCAUGACUGAAAUAGCUUUUUUAAACUGAAGUUGUUUUCCUUUUUAAAAAUACUGUUACACAUAAAAUACCCCUUUCCAUUAAUUCCCUUUUGGAAAAAUCACAAACAGAAGUAAAUGAUAUACUAUCUCAAUGUGGGUUACUCAGAAAGUAUGCCCAUCUUCUAGCUACUGUUAGCAGCACAUGAGGGCAGUGUACUGUGUCUACUGGGAUUUGAGGAAGUAAAGAGUCAACUGUUGUUCUCAUACAGAGUGUUAGUUUGCUAUUUUUUCUUUUUACUUUAAAACAUAUUUUUACACCUUGAUCUAGUACUUUUAAAGAAAAUCUCAAGGCGAUUGUGCAUUUAUUCUCAUCGUCUUCGUGCAAUUGUAUAGUCACUUACUUAUUUUGGCUUACUACCUUAGAGUGUAUUAUAGUUGAGAUGGUAUUUCAACAUCUAACCAUCUUUUCAGUAACCAAACACCUUUAUAUAGAACCAUGUGCCGAAAAAGAAGUCUGAGCAGUUGAGAUGGAAUGGAAUUCAAGGUAUAGAGGCAAGAGGAUGAGCUUCGGAGUCAAUUAGACCUGAAGUGAAAUUUCAGUUUUGGUACUGCAUGUCACAUGACCAUAAGCAAAUUGCUGAAUCUCUUUGACUUGGUAGCCUCAUCUGUAAAAUGAGGAUGAUAAUUCCUACUUUUGUGAUUGUUUUGAAGAGUAGAGUUACUAUAUGUCUGGCAUGGACUAGGCCCUCCAUAAAUAGGUGCCCUAUAAAGAAUGAUGAUGAUGAUGAUGAUGAAGAAGAUGGAGAGUUCUGUAGCUACUGAACCUUGCCAGAAGCAACCAGAUGAUGAUGAUGAUGAUGAUGAUGAAGGAGAGUUCUGUAGCUACUGAACCUUGCCAAGAGCAACCAGAUGAUGAUGAUGAUGAUGAUGGAGAGUUCUGUAGCUACUGAACCUUGCCAAGAGCAACCAGAUGAUGAUGAUGAUGAUGAUGGAGAGUUCUGUAGCUACUGAACCUUGCCAAAAGCAACCAGGUGAUGAUGAUGAUGGAGAGUUCUGUAGCUACUGAACCUUGCCAAGAGCAACCAGAUGAUGAUGAUGAUGAUGAUGAUGAUGAUGAUAAAGAUAAAGGACAGUUCUGCAGCUACUGAACCUUGCUAAAAGCAACCAGCAUGCAUGGCAUGCUCAUAUGCCUGGAUUCCACAGCAAGGAAUGGUCUGCAGGACCAGGAUUUCUGGUAGGUCCUACUUUAGGACAAGAUGUGGUGGUACUGUUGAAGCGUCAGUCUUUGAUUCACAGACACUUGAGCUUUUCAGCUGGGAAGCCUUUCCAUUUUUUUUUUUUUUUUUAACGGCUUACUGAACCUAUGAAACCAUGGCGGAAGGAGAGACAGAGUCACCUGGGCCCAAAAAAUGUGGCCCAUAUAUCUCAUCUGUCACUAGCCAGAGUGUGAACUUGAUGAUUCGAGGAGUAGUGCUAUUUUUUAUUGGAGUAUUUCUUGCAUUAGUGUUAAACUUACUUCAGAUUCAGAGAAAUGUGACGCUCUUUCCACCUGAUGUGAUUGCAAGCAUCUUUUCUUCUGCAUGGUGGGUACCCCCAUGCUGUGGCACGGCUUCAGCUGUGAUUGGGUUAUUAUACCCCUGCAUUGACAGACAUCUAGGAGAACCACAUAAAUUUAAAAGAGAGUGGUCCAGUGUAAUGCGGUGUGUAGCAGUCUUUGUUGGUAUAAAUCAUGCCAGCGCUAAAGUGGAUUUUGAUAACAACAUACAGUUGUCUCUCACACUGGCUGCACUAUCCAUUGGACUGUGGUGGACUUUUGAUAGAUCUAGAAGUGGUUUUGGCCUUGGAGUAGGAAUCGCCUUCUUGGCAACCCUGGUCACUCAAUUGCUAGUAUAUAAUGGUGUUUAUCAAUAUACAUCUCCAGAUUUCCUCUAUGUUCGUUCUUGGUUACCAUGUAUAUUUUUUGCUGGAGGCAUAACAAUGGGAAACAUUGGUCGACAACUGGCAAUGUAUGAAUGUAAAGUUAUCGCAGAAAAAUCUCAUCAGGAAUGAAGAAGGCAAAAAAUAUCUUUUGUACAAAAAAACAAGAUGAAAAGGAUGUGAAGUGGUAGAUAUACCAAUAAAACUUCAGACUGUAAAAUUGCCAGGAUGCAGUUUUUCCCUUGAUUGGCGUGUGUGUAUAUAUGGAUAAAUAUACACAUAUACACACACAUAUUACUGCAAUCUGUGAUUGCUUCAUCUGUAAAUCAGUUGCAAACCUUUACGUAUUUGACUUAAAUAACUGUAAGAUAUAUAUGUACUACAUUAAAAAGUGUUGAUUAAUAGAUGAAAUUUUUAAAUUAAUUUUUUAAACAUGCCACACAUUGUUUCACGAUGUUAAUGUGCCAAAAUAUUGUUGCUGUCAUGCAGAGUAUAAGAAUGCUUUGAACAAUUUGUGAACUUAGUGAAAUAAAAUAAGAGGAAAGCCAAAAACAAACAAAUAAAAAGCAUAUGGGGAGCUGGUAUUUUCUCUUUAGCUUACUGUUGUGCCUUUUUAUUUUUCUAAUUACAGCAGUAUGAGUUAUGAGUGCCCUAAUUUGUGGUUGGUUUCUCAUUUAAUGUUGUUUCAUAGAGUUUGGAAUGUUUUGAUACAGGGUGAGAAUGGACUUCUGGUUUCAAACCUGCAUUACUGGAGAUAGCCCAAAGAGUAAUUUUCUGUUUUGACAGAUCUUACUGGAAGUAUAUAUGCUAAGCAAAAGAGGUUAUCAGCAUUAAAUUGUUUUGGUUCUAAAUUUGGAACACUAUAUAUAAUUAAAAGUAAGGACUACUAGAGGAUUUAAUUAGAAUAAAUACAUGUUUUGGAAAUACAGUGACCUCUUGCAGUGCCACAAAAGUGCAGAGUGGUAUUAGCUGUCAUCUGCAAUACAGAAUCUCAUUGCUUUUGCACAUGGAGCAUAUAGGAAACUCCAAACAGAUCAAAAUGAGGUUUCUAAUUCUGUUGGGUUCUGUCAUCUAUUGGGUUCUAUGAAGCAAACCACUGUAGCUUUAGCUGGGUUCGGUCAUAUGACUCAUUGUUAGUGGAAUGCCUCGUUUUUCAUCUUAUAUGCAGUCUGGGGAGUGGAUGGGUACAUAAUUUCUUAUGUAUUCAUGUGUCCAUUAGUGAAUAGUUCAAGUCUGUUUAAGAAUGUUUUGAGAUGGCAUUCUCUGCAUGUUAAAGAUCCUAAUGGCAACCAGCACCUCUUAAGUAUGGUUUAAACAUAUUCUUAGCUAAAUUUUUUCCAUUAGUUUUUGAAAUUGAUAGCAGUUGUCUGAUCCACAAGGGCAAGAUCUUCUGAGUACUCUGGAGCGUGUGUAUGUGUGCAUGCAUGUGUGUGUUGGAGUGAGUGAGAGAAUUUGUCUGUGCAUGUGCCCAUGCUUUCCUAGAAUGUCAAGUAGAUAUUUUUACAUUUUGAGUUUUAAAACAAUUGCUAUCAGACUGAGAUCUUGUAUGCCAAACUUUAAUCUGCUUUUAUGUUUUCAGGCUGAAGGUGUGAAAAUCCUAAGAGGAUUUCAUAUUGAAUAUGUGUACACAAUCUUAACUAUUGUGGUGGAAAACAUACUACUAUAAUUUAUUAUUAUAUCUUCCAGAUAAUGUUAUUCAUUUAGAACAAAUAAGGUAUAUUUUUUAGAAUCAACUUUGUAAGCACUAUAAAAUCUUUAAUAAGUUAUCAGAUCUAUGAUGUGUUUACCUUAAAAAUUGCUGUUGAAAGCAACAUGUAUUAAAUACGUAAUUAUCAUCUGGGU